AUGUCUGAAGAUAAAACCAUUCAGCAUGGAAUAGAUAUUGAAGUACCAGAGUGCGUAGAAAGAAAAUUGAGAGAAGGGAAAAUUGAUGAUGCUGAAGCGUUUGAAAGAGGUUUAGGAAGUAUUGAUAAGAUUGUAUUAUCAACUAGACAGGGUGAUUGUAUUGUAGAAUUGAUGUGUGGUGAUAUUACUAGACUACCUAUAGAAGAUAAAGUUGAUUAUAUUCUCAUCUCAGCCUUCCCAAAUGAUUAUAGUGCAGUAAGAGGAACAGUGAUAGGAUCUCUAUACUCCUAUUUAGGCAUUGAUGUUGAAAGACUGGCAGUGAACAAAGAUGUUGAUUUACGAAAAAAUUUCUCAUGUUGGGUUUCUGGGGCUCUUCCAAGCCAUGCACCAUAUAAACGACUGGUUUGUUUUGAAAGAAUUUAUCAAGGUGGAUCAGUAUCAGAACAAAUAGCUAAAGUUUAUCGAUCCUUUACUCCAAUCUUCAAUAAUGAAGAAACUACAGUAAUCAGCCCUUUACUAGCUACUGGGAACCAGGGUCAUUCUACCAAGAAAAUAUUGACAGCUAUGGUAGAUGGAGCCUGUGGAUGGAUUUUAUCUGGUCUUCCAUUACGCCAUCUGAAACUGGUUGUUUACUCCAAGAAAAUUAAUGAGAUUUAUAAACGUGAUGUAGAAACUGUUGAAGAAUUUAAAAAUCUGAAAAUAAAGUGGGAGAAAAUCAGCAAAUCUAAGGCAGCUAAAGCAGAACAAAUAGAUGAUUAUGAUGUGUAUUUAUCCUAUUCAGAGGCAGACAUACAGUCAUCCCAGAAAAUAAUUUCCAAAUUACAGCGAGUAAAACCAGAAAUCAAAUUAUUUACCAAGAUUAUCACAUUUAGUAAUAAUGAUGUUUGGCAACAGAAGAUCUUUGAUGUUAUGGUUAAAUCAAAAAGAAUUAUUGUAAUUUUAAGUCCAGCUUAUAUUGCUAAUGAAGAAUGUUUAGAACAGUUUAAUAUGGCUAUGUGUUGUAAUAGAUAUAAGAAGAAACAAGUUCUGGCACCAUUCUACAUAGAAACUAUACCAUCGUUUCCAUCGUAUAUGUUACUAGUACAAUAUGUAGAAUGUAGAAUUCGGCGUGAGAGUGAUAAUGAUGAGAGAUUAAUUGGUAAAGCCUGUGAAAUAAUCAUAGAAGCUAUAGAAGAGGAUACAGUAGAGGUCUUGUCUGUAAAAAAAACACCCCAUUAUGAUGUAUUUAUAUCUUAUGCUCACAGGACACCACUGGAAGCUGAAUCUAUGCUUGGAUUAUUACAGACUAAUUCACCAUGGUUAAAUAUUUUCUUUGACAAAAGAGAACUGUGUACUGGAAGUGUAUGGCAGAAGUCACUAUAUGAAUCUAUAGAUAAUGCAUCUGUUAUUGUCAUGUUUAUAUCUGAUGCUUAUAUCAACUCUACUGUUUGUAGUGAAGAAUAUGAUAUAGCAUUAGCUAGAUAUUACCUUAAGGAUGAUGUUGUUGUGGUACCAUUAUAUUGUGGUGUAAAAGAUGAUAAAAUACCAGCCAAGUUCUCUGCUAUACCAAUGAUAGAUAUACAGCAAGAUAAAGACAAUAAAUUACAACAACUAGUAGAAUAUAUUAAACAUUGUGAUGUUGAUAAAACUGGUUCUGUUCUUUAUAGUGAGCCUACCAAUGAAGCGAAUGUUCAAGAUAUUUUAGAAAAUAAAAGAACAGAUAUAAUUAACAGUCUUCACAAGUUUGACAAAGAUAAAGUUAAUCUGAAGCUUAAGACAGCCCUUGUAGAAAAUCAAAAAAUUGUCUUCAGUUUUUCUCAGAAUUGUUUGAAGUAUGCAGCUGCUAUUUGUCAGUAUAUAGAAAAAACAAAUGAAACGUUGGAGUGUAUAUUUCUUAGUGAAAAUCACAAUGAAAGACUGAGUUUAUUGGACAAGGCUGACAGAAUAGUCAUAAUAAUCUCUAAACAAUAUAUAGAAUCAAAUAAUUUAAUGGAAGAAUUUCAUAUAGCCAUGUGUCGUCAGAGAGCUUUUCUUACUCAAAACAUUGUAUAUUUGAUCAAUGCAUCUCAUUCACAGACCAAACCAGUAUUUAUGAGUAUUGUACCAUACAGUAUUUCAUUAAAAGAUAAAGUCUGGAUAAGAGAGGUGAAAUACCACAGUGACAAGUCUACAUCAAUUAUUAUUAAGAGAAUUGGUAUUGCUGGGAGUUAUAACUAUCAUUUUGCAGAAAUAGUGGCACUACAGACUGCUGCAUUGGAUUUGUCUUAUGGAUUGGUUACAAUUAAAGACUGGAAGAAUAUGAUAAACAUAAUAAGUAUUGAUCAAAAUAAAACUCAUGAUAAACUUGUACAAAAGUGUUUUAGAACUAAUAUAUUUCCAAAAGAAGAUAGAGGUAGUACCACAGGUGGAGAUAAAAACAGGUUUGAAGAAGGUGUCACAGGAAAAGAGAAAGAUGAUUCAGAGGAAGGUGCCAUAGGGAUGGAAAGCCAGUCUGGCUCAAAUGAAAAAAAGAAUAAAAAUGAAAGAAAAAAGGCCAAGCCAUCUGGUAAAGGAGGUUCUCAAUCUUGUGUUCUUAUUUGA
Molecule: messenger RNA, 2559 nt
Organism: Lottia gigantea (owl limpet)
Lineage: Eukaryota; Metazoa; Mollusca; Gastropoda; Lottiidae
Exons: 13
Coding region: 1-2559 (852 amino acids)
Biological process (GO): signal transduction
Source: RefSeq, a predicted model, not a curated record